AAGGUGUGUCCAAAGGUGCUUUCAUUGGCGGUUUAAACAGAGCUCACAAAGCCGUUCAACAGGAAAAUCUGCAGUACUUUCUCGGACUCGAUCGAGUUUGUAUUUAUGUAAUUUAGGCUUUUUCGCACCGUUUACUGUAAAAAAAAAAAAAAAAAAAGAAGUCAGAAAAUGAGUAAAAUCUCGAAGCUUUUCAAAGGCAGCUCCAGCAGCUCGGGUUCGUCCUCCAGCUCUUCCUCCAAGUCCAAACACCACCGGUCGAAAGGAGGGCCGAGUCCACAGGAGGCCAUUCACAGACUCCGGGAAACCGAGGAAAUGCUGACGAAGAAGCAGGAAUACCUGGAGAAGAGGAUUGAACAAGAAAUAGCCAUAGCUAAGAAGCACGGCACCAAAAACAAGAAGGCUGCCCUUCAGGCCCUGAAGAGGAAGAAGCGCUUGGAGCAGCAACUGACCCAGAUCGAUGGCACGCUGUCCACCAUUGAGUUUCAGAGGGAGGCUCUGGAGAACUCGCACACCAACACGGAAGUCCUCAAGAACAUGGGCUUUGCUGCCAAGGCCAUGAAGCAGAUCCACCAAAACAUGGACGUCGACAAAAUUGAUGAUCUGAUGCAGGACAUCACAGAGCAGCAAGAUGUGGCUCGGGAAAUCAGCGAGGCAAUUUCUGGGCCUUUCGGCGAGCAGUUUGAUGAGGACGAGCUCCUUGCAGAGCUGGAGGAGCUGGAGCAGGAGGACAUGGAGAAGAGCAUGAAGAGUAUGGGAGGACUGCCGAGCGUUCCCAGCUCCAAACUGCCUUCAUCACAACCCAGUCACCGUGCAAAAACUAAGAAAAGGGCUGAAGACGACGAUGACAUGAAUAUGCUGGCAUCAUGGGCGACAUGAGUUCAUUAACAACAAGAAAGUAUCUCUGAACACUUUAACGCCAACGUUUUGCAGCAGCUUUUUACUUUUCACAAUAUUGUUCAAGGUUAUUAAGGAAGUUAAGGAAGAUUUUAUAAUCAAAGGCUUUUUGAUUAAUGAACUAAAAAAAUGAACAUUAAUAAGUGAAGGAAUAAAACCAUAGUUUAAAUUAAAGUUUUGUUUUUAGAGUGUGGUAUGCACAGCAUUUAUUGUGUCUAAGAAGGUUAUUCCUGCUGCUAUCAAUCCACGGAAGAUCUGCUUCUGUUGGUUUAAAUAAAUGCAGGUUCAGCCUAAAUGUUGUAAAUAACAUUGUUUUAUCUUUGUCUAACAAUAAAACUGGCUCCUACA
Molecule: messenger RNA, 1242 nt
Organism: Girardinichthys multiradiatus
Lineage: Eukaryota; Metazoa; Chordata; Actinopteri; Cyprinodontiformes; Goodeidae
Gene: chmp4c
Product: charged multivesicular body protein 4C
Exons: 5
Coding region: 169-876 (235 amino acids)
Biological process (GO): late endosome to vacuole transport via multivesicular body sorting pathway; vesicle budding from membrane
Cellular component (GO): cytoplasmic side of plasma membrane; multivesicular body; ESCRT III complex
Source: RefSeq, a predicted model, not a curated record